This is a messenger RNA of Penicillium argentinense, 573 nucleotides long. Its product is annotated as histone-fold domain-containing protein. Gene Ontology annotation, molecular function: protein heterodimerization activity. Lineage: Eukaryota; Fungi; Ascomycota; Eurotiomycetes; Eurotiales; Aspergillaceae. Gene Ontology annotation, cellular component: nucleus; CHRAC. The transcript is spliced from 4 exons. The record is from RefSeq and is a predicted model, not a curated record. The coding region runs from base 1 to 573 and encodes 190 amino acids.
AUGUCCCCAAAGAACGCUGGCGAGGCCGAUGAGAUUACCGGCCAGAGCGCUCUUCCCAUCUCCCGAAUCAAGAAGAUCAUCCAGCUGGAUGAGGAUAUUGUACAAUGUUCCAGCAAUGCGACCUUUGCCAUUGCUAUGGCGACUGAGAUGUUCAUCCAAUACCUUGCUGAGCAAGGCCAUAAUGUGGUCAAGUCAGAACGAAAGCCGCGAAAGACUGUCCAAUACAAAGAUCUAGCGGCUGCGGUCUCCCAUACCGACAAUCUCGAGUUCCUCUCCGAUGUGAUCCCUAAAACUACAACCUACAAGCAAUUCAAGGAGAAGAAGGCAAAAGAAACCGCCAAACAGGGCGAAAUGGAAAAGGGCCAGCGGACGCUCAAUGGCACGAGUGCUGCUGCUGCACCCGCUAAUGAGAACGGGGCUACUCCUGAGAAAAAGUCUCCUCAGGCAGAUGAAUCAAAGGCUUCAUCGCCGACGGUCCCUCGCACACCAGUGGUUCCCGUGAGUGCGCUGAUCGCGGACCAGACGGUUGAGCCCCCGGCUGCCGAGAACGCCGACGUCGAGAUGAAGGAUUGA